GUGUUGAAUAUUUCCAUGCAUCGCGUUGCAAGUCAUUACGAUCGUCAACGGAAUGCGAAACCUUGUCAAUUUUCUUUAGGAGAGGGAUAUCUUUUGAAAUCGACGUUCUCUCUACCCGUUCUCCUGUGAAUAAUCGAUAUGCAACGAUUGAUGUCCUAAGCAGAAAGUAAUUGUAAAUAGCCUCAGGAAUACAUAUGCCGCGGUAGGCUCAGUCAAUUGUGCAGUGGGAGCAUCGUUGUGACACUAACACGUCGUCUUACUUGCAAAGACAAGUCAGUCUGCGUUUGGAUGCUCACGAGUAACUGAUAAACAGCCACCGCACAGAUGUCCGCUAAAACUAUCACACAGAAUACCGGCCUUAUAAUGCUGGACCCGUCGGAGAAGCUUCGACCUGAGUCGGUGUAUGCGGGGAAACUGCAGAGCGAGUUCCGGAAUUUCUCCGAGGAUCUCGACGAUCACAUCAAGGAGCGCGUCCACAAGACCUACAAGAACAUGCACACCUAUCAAACCGUCAAAUUUGUACAAUCUCGCAUGAAAGAUUGGCUCCAGUUCAACAAGUUCAAGAUGUCGGUGAAGGAUGCCCUGAUCAAAUUGAACGACCUCGUGGACGAGAGUGAUCCGGACACCGAUAUGCCUAACAUCGUCCACGCCUUUCAAACCGCGGAGUCCAUCAGGAAGGAACAUCCGGAUCAGGACUGGUUCCAUCUCACCGGCUUAAUUCACGAUCUUGGCAAGAUAAUGGCAUUCUACGGAGAACCUCAAUGGGCGGUAGUGGGUGACACGUUCCCGGUCGGUUGCGCCUGGGGUGAUUCCAUCGUGUACAGAGAGACGAGCUUCGACGACAAUCCCGACGGCAAGGACUCGCGCUACAACACCAAGUACGGCAUCUACAAGCCCAAGUGCGGGAUAUCCAAUCUGACGAUGUCGUGGGGCCACGAUGAAUACUUGUACCGCAUACUCGAGCACAACAAGAGUAAGUUGCCGAAGGAGGCUCUGGCGAUGAUUCGUUUCCACUCGUUUUACCCUUGGCACGCCGGCGGCGACUACAUGCACUUCUGCACUCCGGAGGACAUGGAGAUGCUGAAAUGGGUGGUGGAAUUCAACAAAUAUGAUUUGUACACUAAGAGCGACGCCGUACCCGACAUCGAGAAAUUGUGGCCUUACUAUGAAAAACUUAUCGACAAGUACAUACCCGGAGUGAUCGAUUGGUAACACGAGGGAGCUGUUUACUGCGUAUUUUUAAUUUAUACAAAAUUUCCAGUGACGAUUAUUACUAUUAAUAUAAGCUUGUUUUAUACCACCGAAACGGGGAUUUCGGUUGGACGAUUUUACCAAUUUACAUUAUAUGUUUUAAUGAUA
Molecule: messenger RNA, 1359 nt
Organism: Odontomachus brunneus
Lineage: Eukaryota; Metazoa; Arthropoda; Insecta; Hymenoptera; Formicidae
Gene: Miox
Product: inositol oxygenase
Exons: 8
Coding region: 325-1212 (295 amino acids)
Biological process (GO): inositol catabolic process
Cellular component (GO): cytoplasm
Molecular function (GO): inositol oxygenase activity; iron ion binding
Source: RefSeq, a predicted model, not a curated record